ACUUGGGAGGUGCUCUUGUUUGGGAAGAUUUCACUCAGAUUUCAAAGGUUUGUUCUUCCCCUUUUCUCCAAAAUUUUGACUCUCCUUCAACUGUGACUGUGCAUGCAUCAUUUCGGUUGUAUUUGUCCUAUUUUUUGUCGAUUUCAUGUUCAAAAUCUUAACCUUCCUCUUGGAUUUCAAUGUAGAUCACAUACUCAUCAUGUCGCCACGUAGAGCUCGAGGAACCCGAAGCCAUCCACCUGUUCAGAGCCCUGAGGAGGCUGCCCCUGCUGCACCCUCACGUGGAGAGAGUCAAGAAGAGGGAGAAUAUCGAGUUGGAGCUGCUUCUCCUGGAGGUAUGGAGACUGAGGAGACCAGCUUCGUCCAGCAAAUGCAAGAUGUUCUGAAAGAAGGACCAGCUGACGUUCCACCCACUCCUGACGUUGAUCCAUCAGCUGCGGACACAGUCAAAUUAAAAGAAGCAGGUACCAGUAGUGGAGCUCUCGAAUCAGCCCCGACCAACGAAGAUGUCACAAUGCACGAAUCUGUUGGAGGAGAGACCACGCAUACAACAGAGGUCGAGGAAUUCAAUGAACAUCACCUCGAUUUCAAUCUCUCUGAAGGCGACCAUGAGUAUAUCUCCGACUUACUAUCGGGGAAAACUCCUGGUGCAGCCACGGAAUCCAACGUUGGAGUCGGUCCAACAGAAGCAGGUCCUUCUGAAAGACCAGUUGCUGGAACUGAUACUACUAUAAUCAUUGGUACGUCUGAUCGACUGGAGAGUAGUGAACUUGUGCCGUGGACAAGAACCGAAGUUGAUUUGCAAUCAUCAGUUCUUGAACCUCAACCUUCUACUCCUAUGGACCCCAUGAUGAUAGAAGUCACUGUCACUCCCCAGAUUAGUCCAGUUGCAACAAAAGCGAGACCAACUGAAGAAGUUGGUACAUCGGCCGAUGUUGUGACUAGAAUUGAAUCUCCUCUUAAAGAGUCUCUUAGUUUGGACCCGCCGUCCUCUGAGACUUUAGUUGAAAAAGUCCCUGAUGUAGCGGGUGCAUCAACAGCUACCAUUCCUGAACCAAUCUUGACUGUUCAGGAAUCCAGAUUAUCAUCCUUGAGCGAACCAAGUCAUGCUGAAGGUUCUUCCGUCGAAUUUGUUCCUUCAUCAUUAUCAACUCAAAUCCAAGCGUUAUUGGUUGAUGACGAUCCGGACAAGUCUGUUAUCUGCUCUAAUCUCCAAGGCUUCAUCUCCUUUUUGAACUCUAUGGUCGAUCGCAUUCUCUUCAAAAGAUCGUAUUUUGAGAAUUAUAAAAAAUCUUUUGAGCGUUUUAUAUCAGGGUUCAGAGAGGAAGGGUAUAACGACUUAGCCGAUUCAGUCACCGCUUAUUUGGUUGAUUUGAGGCAACAUAUUGAACUUCUGCAAACUCUUCGCACCAAAGGCGUACCUUUUUACAUCGCUUCUCAUAUGGAAUCCAGGCUGCAAGCGUGGCGUAAUUCUCAAGAAUCUGCCAACUCUGAACUCCAACAAUUAAGAGCCCAUAGUCACCACUUCUCACACAAAAGUCUCCACACUGUUUACGAAAAGCCCAAAGGUGCCCAUAACGAGCCCAAGCCCAUUAACUUCCUCAGCCCAAAAAGGUCAAACAAGCCAGCGGACCACCGAUCCCCUGACAGCAUCGAAGAACCUACUGCACUGCUCACCGCGCUCUAUAUCAGCUCACUCGCCGCGGUGUCUUACCGCGAUGGCAGUCCGUAA
Molecule: messenger RNA, 1732 nt
Organism: Asparagus officinalis (garden asparagus)
Lineage: Eukaryota; Viridiplantae; Streptophyta; Magnoliopsida; Asparagales; Asparagaceae
Exons: 8
Coding region: 146-1732 (528 amino acids)
Source: RefSeq, a predicted model, not a curated record